CAGGCACCACGCGAUCCGAAACACGGACUCCUCCUGGCAUCAUAGAGAACGAAGAAAGGAUAGAAUGCCUCUUUGUAAUCUCUAUGGUGAUAUUGAAGGAAAUGACGCGAGAUUGAGAGCGCCUGCUGAAAGUCACUGGCAAAGUCGGUGUGUGUCCUGGCACUGUGCUUGUGUAUGGGAGAUUACAGAGGAGACCAUCGGAGUGAGUAUAAAUAAUGACUUCCGCCAAGCGUCUUGCAGAUAUUGGGUACAAGAUGUUUUCUGGCUCCAUGAUGCUGCUGACACUCUAUGGAGGAUAUCUGUGUAGUCUCCGGGCGUAUCGGUAUUUCCAGCGUAGGGAGCAACUGCAAGAGGCGGCAAAGAACCAAACAGACUGAAAGACUUAUCCAUCCUCUAAAGGAGGCAAUUGUACAUAACUGGCAAUGUGACCACCAUACAUUGUCUCAUGCAGAAAGGCAAAGUUUACAAGUCCCAACUUUCACAUCAUUGGGCCCUAACGUAACUUUUCAUGUGAACUUUUUCCUCCCCUACAAAUAAAUUUCAGUAACCACUGUCCUACUCAAAGGUUCCUCUUUCAGCGGCCAUGGAAUCAGGUGUUAAGUCACUGAGUCAAUGGGCACACUGUAGGAUUCGCAUGAAUUAAAGUGCCAUCUCAUUAUGGGCAUUUACGGAAUACAGUUACUUGUAUUCCCCCUGACAAUGUCUGUUCUUAGAACCUGUCUGUGAGGAGGUGAUGAUAUAUUUGAUGCCAUUGGUCAAGAACCAGUCAGUUUUUAGAUUAGGUACACCGUCUUGGGGACAAGCAAGUGAUAACUUACCACGGUGCAGGUAUCCUCUUAACUGCGGAUACUAAUCAGCAUUUCAGGGCUUUAGUGCAGUCCUCCGUUCUCUGCAUAUUGCUGCUGCUGCAUCAAAACUACAUCCUAGUCACUGCUGCCCUGAUGUACGAGCGACAGGCCAGUCAUCUGCACAUCUGAACAUGAUGGCUAAAGGCUGCUGGAUGAUUACAGUAUGAUCGGUCUAGCUCUGGCUACUUGGGGCCCUGACCCAAUAUUUGCAACCAUCAUGGCACAAUUACAGAAUACAUUGACAACUGAACAUUUGAUGUUUGGGAGUCUUCUUGGGCCUAUAAUACUGAUAACUAGGUUUGGAAAUGAGCUUGCUGGCUGGCCUGUAUCCUCAUCUUUAAUAGACUAACAAGUUCCAGAGCCAUUUCCCAGUGGAACAAAUGUCACAUAUGGUAAUGUCAAGAGAAAUAUUCGGAACUCUUCCAAUGCAGCAUUUUAAAAGAUAACGUGCUAUUGGGUGACUGGGAACACGCUGAGCACAGUAUGCCAGUACUUAAGGCAGCCUGUAGAACAUGCAUUUAUAUUAUUUAAAAAUAAAUACAUAUGACAUAAUUAAAAUCUGGUAACAUUUGUUCAUAAAGAUAAUUAGAUGUUAACAUGCAUAGUUUGGCCUUUAUAUUCAUAUUGCAGCAAGUUAGCGCCAUUAUGUGGAGCUACGGGCUACUAAGGCCAGGUGACCUGAAGUUAGGAUUAGGAAUGAGUCUUUCACUCGUGUAUAUGUUUGGGGCGUUAGCAGUACUGGAGAAGAUCUGCAAUAUGUACAGGUCCGCAUUGAAGUAUGAGAAAUAAAAGCAGACUCUGCAGGCAGUCAGCGUUGUUGAUAGUCAAGUUGGAGUCUAGCUUCUUAUCCGGUGUGGAUUGUUUUGUUUCUCAGCUGUAAGUGUGGAAUGUAGAGAGUGACUGAACCCUUAUACUGAGUGUAUCGGGACAGAACAUUUUGAAGUUGCAUUAAAAAUCUUUCAAAUCACUUGCUGUUGGCAUCGUUUCCACUGUUCUGUAUGGAGAUGCCAGUGGUGGAUAAGUAUUUGGAGUGUAUAACAAAAGGGGGCAUUACAUAUGUUCUGGUGCAAAUUAUUGUAAUCAAAUUAAACAUUUCGGAAGCACA
This is a messenger RNA of Pseudophryne corroboree (corroboree frog), 1953 nucleotides long. Its product is annotated as cytochrome c oxidase assembly protein COX14. Lineage: Eukaryota; Metazoa; Chordata; Amphibia; Anura; Myobatrachidae. The record is from RefSeq and is a predicted model, not a curated record. The transcript has 2 exons. Bases 216 to 377 code for a protein of 53 amino acids. Gene Ontology annotation, biological process: mitochondrial respiratory chain complex IV assembly. Gene Ontology annotation, cellular component: mitochondrion.